This is a messenger RNA of Daphnia pulicaria, 2185 nucleotides long. RefSeq names its product location of vulva defective 1-like. Bases 74 to 1561 code for a protein of 495 amino acids. The record is from RefSeq and is a predicted model, not a curated record. The transcript has 9 exons. NCBI's taxonomy places the organism in Eukaryota, Metazoa, Arthropoda, Branchiopoda, Diplostraca, Daphniidae.
UAACUAUAUACCUUGCUGUUUCACUGACAAUUCUUCAGAGCAUUUUUUGCCACCCUUUCGAUAAGGUUCCAAAAUGAAGUUGUCCCUGAUUUUCUUUUUCAUCAUUUGCUUAGCAGUCAUUGCUGUGAAAGCCCAGACAAAAACAACUCUCAAGUCAACGACGACUAAGAGGAGCGUUACAUCUACAAAGCCCAAACUGACAACUUUAAAAUCAACAGUAAAAGCAACAACAGUAAAGGCAACAACAGUAAAGGCAACAACAGUAAAGGCAACAACAGUAAAGGCAACUACAGUAAAGGCAACAACAGUAAAGGCAACAACAGUAAAGGCAACAACAUUAAAGACUACGACCCGCAAGACAAACGGUACAACGAUGACGACCAGAAAGCCUGUUACCACAACAGCCCCGGCUAUAAAAUCCUAUAAAGUUUGCCGUGACACAACUUCAACAGUGGCUAGUGGAUCCAUUCAGCCCUUAGACGGGCUAAAGCCGGUAGCAACCGGACCGCCGAAGACCUGCACUUUUACCAUCACUGCACCUACAAACCAUUAUGUUCAGAUGUCUUGCUCGCUUGCAAAUCUGACUGUUACAUCUAUUUUCUUCAAUACUUCAUCCUCAUCCACAUUUUCAAGUUCAUUGAUAUUGGACGGAACCCUCGACAUUUACUACAAUAACAUAAUCGUACCAAAUAGGGUAUAUACUUCGUACAAAAAUCAAAUGACUGUAAAUUAUCGAGUGCUCAACGCAACAGACAAAUUUGAUUGCAAAUGGACAACAAUUAAGGCGCCCACGACAACGAGAGAUUUCAAAUGGUGUCAAGAGAGUGAGACGAAUGCAACCAGUGGAUCCAUUCAAGCUAUACGUGAAACUUUGAAUGGAACAACUAACAAGAACGUAGCUAGACUUUGUCCAUUUUUCAUCAAUUUACCACCUAAUGGUCAAAUCCAGAUGUCGUGCCCUUUCAAUUUUUCAUCUGAAAAUGUUCUUCUAUUGACAUUCAGAUCUACCAGUGAUUUAUAUUUCUUUCAAGCUAAAUUCAACAAGACUGCAACAAAUAGAAACCAAGUAGAUCUACUACAGAGGUAUAAAAUUACAGAUACUCCAAUUGUGUGUAAUUGGACCACGACAGCAUCCACCACGGCGACUACGGAUUUCAACAACUGCGUUCACGUACAAUCAACGGCCAAAAACGGGACCAUUUCAUCAAUAGCCAAUACGACUGACUCAAACAUAACUUGUUUAUUUUCCGUCUUCGCUUCCGUUGGUCAGCGAAUUCAGAUAUCUUGUACAAAUGUCAGCUUAUCACGUCUUGACAGCAGUCUGAUGUUAUCCGAACACGGUGAACUGACGGGAGUGCCAUACUUGAACGAUGUUUACACGUCAAUAAGCAAUCGAUUAGAUGUUAUAUCUGUGUUGAACAAAGGUGAUUCGUUUCGAUGUAACUGGACAGUGGUAACAAUCCCACCAACGACUAAUUUCAAACUAUGCCGAGAUGGAGAAGCAACAAUAGCCCCUGGAACAAUUACAUCUCUUAGUAAUACAACAGUAGGAGCCCCCUAGGAUCUGUCGCUUUUCGAUCGUCGCACCUUUGAAUAAACGGGUUCGAUUGUUUUGCCCGGUCUCCAGCAUUCCGAUUUCAUUGUUUGAAUUGGACCCCUUCAUCUCGACUAUCGUUGAACCAGCUAUCGUCAACACGGUUUACACAUCAACGGGAAAUGAAUUUAAAUUGUUAUUGGUAAUUAAGAGCUCAUUUGAGUUUAAUUGCACUUGGACGUUCGUGUAAGCAUGUUUGUAUAACGGUCCUGGAAUGUGUGUUUCCUUCAAUAAUUGUCAGAAAUUAAUGACGGGAAAAAGAGAAGAAAGCGCAGAAAAGAUUUAUUGUCAAAGUAAACGACUAUAUCCCAACCACUAAAUUUAAUACCUUGCAGGCCGUACUGAUUGAUUCACCAAAUAUUCCUUCAAUUUAAUUUUCUUCAAUUUAAUUUUCUUAUUCAUGAUACAAGGUUUUCUCUAUUUCAGUAGUGUUAGCUAGGUUUCUACCCUUCAUAUGCCUGUGUGAGUUCAAAACGCUUGUUGUUAUGAGCAAGUUUUUACUUUAGAUAUUCUUUCUCUCCAGUAGCUACAUCCGCAAAAUAUUAUGUUGUGACACAAGUAAGGAAAUAUGUUACAAUCAAUUGGAAAUAA